AUGUCCUACAAACCCGACGGCCCUCCUCCUUCCUACCCAGCCCCCGUCCACGACCCCUACAGCCACCCAACCCCUCCCCCGGGCGCCGGACAAGACUACUACGGCGCGUCUCCUCCACCACAACAGUACGGCCAGGGUCAAGCGCCAUACGGAUAUCCGACGCCUCCGCCGCAGGGAUACCCGCCCCAGCAGCAGCAGCCGAUGUACUACCCACCCAACGGUGGGUACCCGCCGCAGCAACAGCCCGGGUACUACCCUGAGGAGCAGCGAGGCGGUGGAGGCGGCGGCGGUCUCUGCGCGGGAUUGUUGGCGGGUCUGGCAUGCUGUUGCUGCUUGGAUAUCCUGUUUUAG
Messenger RNA from Aspergillus mulundensis, 351 nucleotides. RefSeq lists its product as uncharacterized. The coding region runs from base 1 to 351 and encodes 116 amino acids. The transcript is spliced from 2 exons. The record is from RefSeq and is a predicted model, not a curated record. Lineage: Eukaryota; Fungi; Ascomycota; Eurotiomycetes; Eurotiales; Aspergillaceae.